Messenger RNA from Nannochloropsis gaditana CCMP526, 1038 nucleotides. It is a transcript of the gene ILVE, whose product is annotated as branched-chain amino acid aminotransferase. The transcript has a single exon. The record is from RefSeq and is a predicted model, not a curated record. Bases 1 to 1038 code for a protein of 345 amino acids. Gene Ontology annotation, molecular function: branched-chain-amino-acid:2-oxoglutarate transaminase activity. Gene Ontology annotation, biological process: branched-chain amino acid metabolic process.
AUGGCGCAUCGAGCUCCAGGGACUGCUAACUUAGAUUGGGCCAACUUGGGCUUUGAAUUCAGGCAGACAAGGAGUCACAUAAAGUUUGUUUGGAAAAAUGGUGAAUGGUCGGAAGGUGAACUGGUGGCCGAUCCCUACGUGAAAGUUCAUAUUGCCAACACAGGCUUACAUUACGGGCAAGCUAUCUUUGAAGGGCUGAAGGCAUUUGCCUGGCAAGACGGCUCCAUUCGCAUAUUCCGUCCGCAGGAGAAUGCCAAGCGCCUGCGUAUGUCAGCUGAGCGGCUCUUGAUGACCGCCUUUCCCGAGGACAAUUUCGUGGAAGCGGUCAGACGCGUGGUGGCAGAUAAUGCAGACUACGUUCCCCCCUUUGGCACAGGGGGCUCACUCUACAUCCGCCCCCUCCUCUUUGGGAGCGGGCCGCGCAUCGGCCUCAAUCCCUCCGACGAAUACACCCUCUUGAUCAUGCCCAUUCCCGUAGGCGACUACUACAAGGGCGGUCUGUCCCCCGUCUCGGCCCUGGUCAUCGACGAUUACGACAGGGCAGCUCCCCGGGGCGUCGGCCACGUGAAGGUGGCGGGAAACUAUGCAGCAGACCUGCUCCCGAAUUUGCUGGGGAAGAAGAAGGGCUACCCCAUCGGCUUGUACCUCGAUGCUAAGACGAACAGCUUUGUGGAGGAAUUUUCCACCUCCAACUUCGUUGCCAUCGACUCGUCAGGCGCCUUUGUCACGCCUCGAUCUCCCACGGUCCUACCCUCCAUCACGAACAAAUCGCUCAUGGACUUGGCGCGCGAUGAGGGGCUGGCGGUGCAGGAGAGAGCGAUACCCAUAACAGAGGUGAAGACCCUGCGCGAGGUAGCCGCAUGUGGGACUGCCGUGGUGGUGACGCCCGUAAACCGGGUCGUCUACAGGGAUGAGGUAAUUAAAAUCGGGGGAGAAGACGGGGGAACGGGGCCGGUCACAGCGAAGCUCUACAGUAGGGUGCGUGCCAUACAGCAAGGGGAAGCGGAAGAUAAGUUCAGUUGGACGGUAAAGGUGUGA